AUGGGGGACUAUGAGCUGCAGCGCUGGUUGGCUGCGGCGGAGCCGCGCGUCGCUGCCGACGUUGCGGUGGGGGGAGGAGACGCAGCGCAGCUGCAGCUGCAGCUCCACCGCCUCCAGGAGCUGCGGCGAGAGCUGCAGCAGCGCCGCAUGCAAGCCGAGAGCCUGCGGCCCCCGGGCGGCCUCAGCGCCUUCCGCACACGCUGCGACCGCAUGGAGGAGGAGCUGCUGCAGCGGCAGCACCGUCUGGAGGCGUCGCUGCUGGGCUUGGGGCGCGUCCAGCACCACCUGGAGGAGCUGCUGCAGUGGUUGCAGCAGGCGGCCCUGCAGCUGCACGGCCCUGUCCCGCUGCGCCCCGACCUGCAGGGCUGCGAGAUCGAGCUCGCCAAGCACAAGGUGCUGCACAACGACGUGCUGUCGCACGCGCGCUCGGUGCAGUCGGUGCUGGAGGCCGGGCGGGAGCUGCAGCGCUGCAGCGGUGGUGACGGCGGCGCUGAGGGUCUGCAUCAGCGGCUGCAGGAGCUGAGCGAGCGCUGGGCUGCGCUGUGCAGCGCCGCCGACAGCCGUCAGCUGCAGCUGCAGAACCACCUCAGCCAGGUGCAGGACGCGACGCUGGAGAUGACGGAGCUGCUGCAGUGGUUGGAGGAGGGGGAGCUGCAGCUCUUCUUCGCGCAACCCCCGGGGAAGCUCAGCGCCCACCUGCCGCAGCCGCUGCCGCAGGAGCUCUGCAGAGAGAUGGAGUCGAAGGAGCCGUCGUUCCACGCUCUGCAGCAGCGGCUGCAGCGCCUCCUCGACUCCUGCAGCAGCAGCAGCAGCUGCAGCAGCAGCAGCACCGAGCACGCGCUGCGCCUGCUGCAGCGCAAGUGGGACAGCGUGCACGCCGAGCUGCAGCAGCGCAAGGAGCGCUUGGCCGAGGGCGUAACGGCCGCCGCCGAGUUGCAUGCGGCGCUGCAGGAGCUGCAGCGGUGGCUGCAGGAGGCGGAGGAGCAGCUCGCAGCGCCUGCGCCGCCCGGGUCCGCCCUGCACGCCAUCGACGCGCAGCUGCAGCAGCACAAGGCGCUGCUGCAGGAGGCGACGGCGCAGGCGGAGGCGCUGUCGGGGCUGCAGGCGGCUGCAGUUCGGCUGCAGGGGCUGAACCGCGGCGGCGGCGGCGGCGGCAGCGGCACUGCGGUGCAGAAGGUGCUGCGGACGGUGCGGGAGCGGCUGCAGAAGGUGCAGCGGAGGGCGGGCGAGCGCAGCGCAGCGCUGGAGGAGUUGCAGAAGCGCAGCAAACAGUUCUUGGAGUCACAGCAGCUGCUGCAGGAGUGGAUGCAGGAGGUGGAGCGCAGCCUGGCAGCGGCGCCGCCGGAUGCAGCCGCCACGCAGGAGGAGAUCAAGCGGCAGUUGGCGGAGCAGAAGGGGGCAACCGAUGCAUCCUCGGGCACAGCAGAUGCAUCCCGAGGGGUCCUGCAGCCCCUGCGUGCCCGGAUGCAACCAAUGCAGCUCUAA
Messenger RNA from Cuculus canorus (common cuckoo), 1485 nucleotides. Its product is annotated as microtubule-actin cross-linking factor 1, isoforms 6/7-like. Gene Ontology annotation, cellular component: membrane; focal adhesion; intermediate filament. NCBI's taxonomy places the organism in Eukaryota, Metazoa, Chordata, Aves, Cuculiformes, Cuculidae. The record is from RefSeq and is a predicted model, not a curated record. Gene Ontology annotation, molecular function: structural molecule activity; microtubule binding. The transcript is spliced from 10 exons. Bases 1 to 1485 code for a protein of 494 amino acids. Gene Ontology annotation, biological process: hemidesmosome assembly; intermediate filament cytoskeleton organization; wound healing.